Messenger RNA from Apis mellifera (honey bee), 6103 nucleotides. RefSeq names its product transcriptional activator cubitus interruptus (gene ci). Gene Ontology annotation, molecular function: DNA-binding transcription factor activity, RNA polymerase II-specific; RNA polymerase II cis-regulatory region sequence-specific DNA binding. Gene Ontology annotation, biological process: regulation of transcription by RNA polymerase II. Gene Ontology annotation, cellular component: nucleus. Lineage: Eukaryota; Metazoa; Arthropoda; Insecta; Hymenoptera; Apidae. The transcript has 12 exons. The coding region runs from base 984 to 5321 and encodes 1445 amino acids. The record is from RefSeq and is a predicted model, not a curated record.
GUGGUGGAGCCUCAGUACCGCCAUACCCGCCAAAGCACGAGCACCGUGACAGCCCGCACACAUGUCCGCGGAUUUUUGGGACUAUAACCCCUGGAACAUUUUACUUGCCACUGACUUUUUCCGUGAUCGACUUGGGUCCGUGUCCAGUAUUUGGAUCCCAACAAUACUUACUUAUCCAUUUGUGUGGACACUUUGUUAUUGCCGAUUUGAUUGUUUGUUAGUGGUGAUCGUUGAUGUUUUGUUGGUUUUGCAGCGAAAGACUGGAGUGACGAUCAGUGAAACUGACCAAUUAUGGUGUUCGUUAUGGUGUAAUGGGAUUGACUGUUGUAUGAUGAUCGUGAUUUUGAAACGGAUAUCAAAUUUUAAACAUUUCUGUGUUAAUUUCUUUUAUUAUUGACUUUUGACAAUUGAUUAAUAUUAUAUUGGCGGAUCGUACGAUGUGCAAUUGCCUGCUAUGUGAUUUUCAAGAUUUAAUCAAUCUUGUUUAAGUGACUAGAGAGUUAAGUUUAAAUCCUAAGGAAAACUUCUUGCCGAUCUUCAAAAGAAACAUUCAAAAUCAAUCAAUUUGCAUUGCUUAGAGAAACAAACAAUCAGUGAAAGUCUCCUUAGGAACUUCUAAUAACUUAUAACAAUUCACAAAACGUAUAAACAACAUAUCCAACAUAUCCACCAUUAUCCGACGGGAGGUAACCGUCAUCAAAUCCGUCUCCCAUUCAUCAACAACAUCAAUAAUACGAUGAAAUACAAUUCAUGCAUUAGCAACAAACAUCUAUCUGUGAUCCAAUAAUAAUCAGUCCAAGUAGUUAUACAAGAAAGGAAACGAAUCUUGAUCGAAGAGCGGGAAAGUCUGUUCAGGAUCGACGGACUAUGCAAUCGUGGAUCGAGGGUGGUCGGGCACGGGGUGUCAUACAGGACGAUCUUCCCUGAUCCUGGACGAACAGGCAGCCAGGUCACCCUCUGUGGCGCGGAGCAGCGAGAACAAAAUGCCGGAAAAGGAGGUCGCUUAUCAUCAGGAGGCGUUCUCCCUGUUGCCGCCCCCGCCACCCCCACAUCACCCUCACUCGGCGUUCCACGCGGCUUUUCACCCGCACCCGCACCCACCGCCUCCACCAUUUCAUCCGCACCAUGGACCGCCGCCUCCGCCUCAUCCGGCUGCGGCCGCCGCCGCCGCAUGGGAGCAUCACGCGGCCGCCGCGGCUGCCGCCGCCGCCGCCGCUUUCCACGCUCCACCACCUCAUCCAUUGUCCAGCAGCACGACGGCUAUCGGUACUGCAGCCACCGGUGGCGGUGGCGGAGCGAGUAGCGGUGCGAGUGGCGGAGGUGGCGGUGGCAGUGGGGGCGGAGGUGGCGGGGCAGCCGGCAACGGGACUUCCGGCGGUGAUUUCCUACGCAGAAGUCACCCCCUCUCGGAGCAUACGGCCCUGCAUCCCGCCUACCGGCUCAACUACAUGGACCACCUUUACCACCAGCUUCAGGCCUCCACGCACAGUCCCAACGCCUCGUUACACGGACUGGGUGGUUUGGGGCCCGAGUACCUUUUGCACGCCGCAGGACCAGCGAGCACCCUCGCUUCUUCAGAAUUCCCCUUUUCCAUUGACGUGUCUGCAUCAUCGAGGCUAGGAAGUCCAAGAGCAUCUGCAAUCAGGGCGAGCCGGAAACGGGCGCUAAGCAGUUCUCCAUACUCGGAUCGUUUCGACAUCGACAGCAUGAUCCGAUUCAGUCCAAACAGUUUGGCCUCCAUCGUGAACGGUUCCCGGAGCAGCAGCGCGAGCGGCAGUUACGGCCAUCUUUCCGCCGCAAUGAGCCCAGCUUUGGGAAUGCACCCGGGAAUGGCGCCUCAUUUGCAACAACUUCAGGCGCAUCUUUUGAGGAGUGCAGCGGCCGCAGCGCUUCUACCCCAUGCUCAUCCCCUACAACCCCCUGCACCACCUCCACCACCACCUCAUCCACACCCUCAUGCCCACGGAUUAUCGCCGCAUUCGCAGUUGUACCCAGGCGUGCCACCCCAUUCUACAGCCUCAGCAACCCUUGGACCUCACGGGGGAGGUUUACCGCCCAAAACUGAGAGCGCUGAAUCGUGCAGAAAAGCGUCGGAAUCGACGACCAGGUCGGUGACGGCCGAGGCGGAUACAUCUUCGAGGAGAACUUCAACCAAGGUGAAAAGGGAACCUGCGACGACCACGACGAACGCUACGACGACUACUGCGCCACCGACUCAUCCCCAAGGGCUCAGCCCCAGUGAAGAUCUUCGAGACGAGCCCGGUGACUUUAUCGAGACGAACUGUCACUGGAGAGAUUGUGGUCUUGAAUUUCCAACCCAGGACGAUUUAGUGAAACACAUUAACAAUGAUCACAUACAUGCAAACAAAAAGAGUUUCGUUUGUGGCUGGGAGGAAUGUUCAAGGGAAGAAAAACCAUUCAAGGCACAAUAUAUGUUGGUAGUGCACAUGAGAAGGCACACCGGAGAAAAACCUCAUAAGUGUACAUUUGAGGGAUGUUUCAAGGCAUAUUCACGUUUGGAAAAUCUCAAGACGCAUCUCAGGUCCCACACUGGAGAAAAACCAUAUACUUGUGAAUAUCCUGGUUGCAGCAAAGCAUUUAGUAACGCCAGUGAUCGUGCGAAACAUCAAAAUAGAACUCAUUCCAACGAGAAACCGUAUGUCUGUAAAGCUCCAGGCUGUACGAAGAGGUAUACCGAUCCAUCAUCCCUGAGAAAACACGUAAAGACUGUACAUGGUGCAGAAUUCUACGCCAAUAAAAAGCACAAAGGAGGCGGUGGAGAUGGCGGAGGAAGUGACGAAGCAGGUGCAGGUGGUCACAGUCCUAGCAGAAGCGAGGAUCUUCAUCCGAAGACGCCUAGUUUGUCUAGCCCUAGUGUAAAAUCUGAAAGCGAAGCUAACAGUCCACCUAGCAUGAUGCAACAGCAAGGUAGCCCAUUGGUUGGUGGUUGCAACGAUGAAGUUGCUGGUGUAGGUACAUUAACUGGCGAUGGUGUGGCUCUGGCCGAGGAACCUUGGAAUGAGGAACCUGAUGACUUGGACAUUGCUGAUCUGCCAGUUGCUCUUCGUGCCAUGGUUGGCGGAAUGGAGUCUCAACAACAGCAACAACCUCCUCCUCCGGCCUCAAGGAAUCGUUUGAAAGGCAGAUUAAACGCUAAAGGCAUGCCAAACCUGCCUGUUAGUGUAUCCAGCAUGAGAGGAACACGUGGUAUGGGUCCUCAAGGCAACAUUGGCGAUUUGAAUAGGAGAAUCACUGAUCUAAAAAUGGAGGGUGGCGGUUCUGCUCGUCAAACGAGUCUAUCCGAUCUACAACUCAGGUUACAACCUCUGAGCGAGCCUCGAAGAGACAGCAACAGUACAGUGAGCACUUAUUACGGUAGUAUGAAGUCCACGGAUUUCGGUAGUAGAAGAAGCAGCCAAGCUAGCGGAGUCAGUGCUGUUAGAAUGGGUCAGACUGGACCUGGAAGUUUCUACGAUCCGAUUAGUCCUGGAACUUCAAGAAGGAGUAGUCAGAUGAGCACCACUUCUGGUAGAAUGAAUCCACCCAAUCUUCAAGGACCUUAUUCUACGAGCAAUCUUGUUGUUCAAACUCAGAAUAUGUCUCUCCAAGGAAUCCAGGGUAUACCAGGAGAUUGGAACGGUCCAAGUGGUCAUUGUACGCAAUUAUCCGGUGAUCGUCGUAUGUCAGAACCUACAAGAGGUCAUCAGACUCAAAGAAAUUCGCCGCCUGUACCACCUAGACCAAGAUCAGCUCAACUUCCAGAGCAUCAUCCUAAUCAAGAGGUUAUUCUGGAUGAGGUUGGAGAAGGCGAAAUGGUGGAGAAUAAAUUGGUAAUUCCUGAUGAAAUGAUGCAGUAUUUGAAUCAAGUUCAAGCAGGCGGAACUCAAGUCAAUUGUCGCAGUCCUCUACCUAUUUGUCAAUCACCAAUUUGCACCAAUCCUUUGCAUUAUCAACGUCAAAUACAGCCUACAUGCAACUACAACCAAUCUCAUCAACAAACCUGUUAUCCAUCAUCACAAUCUGCUCAACCUUGCACAAAUUAUCAAAAUACCUCGCCAUCACCUUAUAAUCAAUGCCCUAGCUCUCGACCUCCUCAAUCAAACUCACAAUACUGUCCUCCACCAACUUAUCCAUUGCAACCAAAUGGUGGACAAGUUCUUAGCCCAGCAGCAGGUCAAGUCAUGUCACCAGGAUCUCAUUACGCUCCCAGUCAUAUUAGUGACCAACCUCUAACAUCACCAGCAGCUGGUGCUUUAGCGCCUCAACACCCUCCACAAAAUCUUCCACAAAAUUCUGCUCAACUAACCAGAAAUUGUCCUCAGAACCAUAUGCAUCAUGGUUAUUAUCCUAAUUACAAUUGCCAAGGACAGAUGAACGCAAACUGUACUGGAAAUCCGAAUGGCCAAGUGAAUCAUCAUACGAAUUCUGCAUGUGCUCCACCCAAUCACAACACUAUGACUCAACAACAGUGUGUGCAGAUGCGUUCAGCUGGCAAUUGUCAACAAUUAUCCUCGCAUUGUACCCAACAACCAGUUAUACCCAAUCAGACAACCAUGAGCCAUCCUAAUACACAAUGUGGUCAAGUUGCCAAUCAAUGUACCAGGCCAAUAGUAACACCCAAUGGUCAGAUGCCUAAUUUACACUCUGUACAACAGACCACAGUGCCUAAUCAAUGCGCUCAGAUGUCGCCGCACUGCUCUCAAUUAAAUAUGAAUAAUCAGGCUAAACCAAUUACCAAUAUGACCAAUCUUCAGGGUUGUCAACAACAGGUUCAACAACCAACUACUCCCUGUCUACAAAUGGCCAAUUGUGCUCAUCCCAAUAGCGGUCAUCGACCAAUUACAGACAACACUCUAUCCAAGAGAACGUCACCACAAUUAUGCUCUGCUCAACAAACCAAUUGUAGGAUGCAACAGCAGCAACACACUUGUACACAUAAUUGUCAAGCUCGAACUAAUCCACCGAAUCAUCAAUAUAAUUGUAAUUGUCAAUGGGGUUACGAUCAAUGUUAUCACGAGCAAACUGGUACUGCUAUGCCAGAAAUUCAAUGUAGAGACAUCAGUCAAUCUCAACAAGGAUCUCCCAUAAAACCUCCUCAAGGAAUGAGACAAGAUUCAUAUAGGAGGACAUUGGAAUAUGUGCAACAAUGUAGAAAUUGGUCUGGAAAUGCUCAGACUCAUGAGACAAACGUUUCUAGUUCCACUCAUCCAAUAUCGUUGCCACAGCCAUUGCCAUCUAGUGCCAAUAUGGUAGUAAACGACAUGACCUCGUCUCUAAGCUCGUUGCUCGAGGAAAAUAGAUACUUACAGAUGAUUCAAUGAAUCUAAAUCAUGAUAUAAAUAUAGAAAUAUAUAUAUAUAAAUAUAUUUUCUAUAUAUAAAUAUAUAAAUAUAUUUUCUAUUGCAACUUUUUUAUACUAUCAUUUAAUAAGCGCGAGGAAUAUCGAUUCAAACUUUUGUAUUUUUGAUAAAGACUAGAAGAUUUCUUCUAUCUCUUCGUUUUUCGAAGAAAUGAAAUGUAUUUUGUAUUUGUUGAGCACCAAUCGGCAAUCGAUCACUUAAAUUAAUUAUUAUAUAUAAUAUACUCGUAGAUUAUAAAUUUAUGAAUGGAUGAUAUUCUCGGUGAUUAAUUAAUGAUUAAUUAAUAUCAAUCAAAGUGAUUACAAGAAAGUUCAAAUAUGUUUUUUUUUUUUGCUAAUGUUGUUUGUAGUUUCUUUGUAUAACGAAGUGCCUUAUGGACAAAUUAAGCUAAAAACGCAUGAGUGUGCAAAAUUUUAUUAAUUUAUUAUUUUUGGAUAAUCAUAUUUAAGAUGUUUAUCGUCUGAAAUUCUUUAAAGCGAAAUUUCUAAGAAAUUAUAGAUUUAUAAGACUAUUGAAAGCACUACGCUUAUGCGCGAGAUCUUGUUUGAAUUGAGAGCUUGUUUGAAUAGCACAACAAAAAUAAUAAUAAUAUACAUAUAUUGCGUGAGAAAUUGCGAGAUAUUUUUCUAUAUCUUUGUACGGUAUUUUUAUAUCACUUUUUCAAAACGUGCCAACACAUGUUUUUAUCGUAUCGUAUUAAUUUUACAAUGAGUGGUGUACAACGUGAUACUGACAAUGAUGUA